ACCUGAUAGUAGAAGAGCCACCAUGGAGUCAGUGGGUCAGGAGAGUCUCCUCCUCCUUUCAGUGCGCACCUCCCCUUGGCAGCGUGCGGACAGACAGAGGAGACGCCUUGGCCACACUUCUGAUGUUUCCACAACCUGAAGGGACUACAAAAGGAAGCGGACGUUUGACUGCACAUGUGACAGACAGGAGGGACGAUAUCGACUUGGAUGAACAUGACCGGGUGGAUCAUCGCUGAACGGGUUACCACACGUUGCCGGUAGGUGAAGCUGGUCCGCUUUGCACACCGCCCCCGACGAUGAACAAAGACGAGGAGCACCUGAUCUACGCCAUCACCGUCCCGCUGUCGACCUCCAUCAUUCUGGCCAACCUCCUCAUCAUCUCGGGCAUCUUGUGCAACCGCCAGCUCCACAACACGCCCAACUACUUCUUCCUGAGCCUGCUGGUGGCGGACAUGUGCACGGGCGUGGCGCUGCCUUUCAUACCCCUGAUGUCGCUCAACCGGGAGUUGAGCUUCGGCUCCUGCCUGGCGGCGCACAUUUUCCCGAACUUCCUCUUCCUGGCGUUCCUUCUCAACUUGGUCAUGGUCCACUACGAGCGGUACAUCUGCAUCGUGGAGCCGCUGCACUACAGCAACUUGUGGAUGCACCGCAGUUUCCCCCUGGCGUUGUCGCUGGUGUGGGCGCCGCCGCUUCUGUACGCGUCCCUGCCGGCUUUUGGUUGGAACAACUGGGGCGGUCCGGACUGGGACGGCUGCUGCGCCCGAGGCCCAAAGUGGACUCUUGGGUCGAGCUGCUCCACCAACGUGACCGUGUGCUGCUCGUACAGACGCGUGUUCCCCAACGCCUUCCUCUACCUGGAAGUGUACGGCCUGGUCUUGCCCGCCAUUCUCAGCAUCGCUGCCAUGACGGGCCGCGCGCUGUGGAUCACCCGGGGUCAGCUGAGGGACAUCUGCCGCCUCCAUCGCUCCGUGGAGCGCGGUCAGGCCUCGGACCGGGAGCACAGGCUCAACCUGCGCUACGCUCGCUGCGUGGCGGCCGUGUCGCUGACCUUCCUGGCGUGCUGGGUGCCGUACCUCAUCUACAUGCACGUGUGCAUGGCCUUGCUGAUGAGCGACACCAGGUGGAGUUCCACCGCCCACAUCGUGCUCUCCUGCACCGGCAUCGGGAGCAUGGCGGUGGUGCCGCUGGUGCUGGGCCUCGCCAACAAGCAGUACACGGAACCGGCGUGCAAGCUGCUCCUCAAACUUCGAGACAGGCUGAGGCGGAGCACGCAGACGCCAAGCGAGUCUGCGGUCUGAACCAACAUCGAUAAUUGGGAACCGUGGGUUUCUUCAACUUGUACCAGGGGUGGGCUGUUCUGUUCCGAUCGAUCGGACGCUCGACGGUAUCGGACGAUUUUCGUGAAAUUUUAAGGGCCUAUUGAAAUGAGAUUUCCUUAUUUAAA
Messenger RNA from Nerophis ophidion (straightnose pipefish), 1444 nucleotides. It is a transcript of the gene gpbar1, whose product is annotated as G protein-coupled bile acid receptor 1. The transcript is spliced from 2 exons. Gene Ontology annotation, biological process: G protein-coupled receptor signaling pathway. The record is from RefSeq and is a predicted model, not a curated record. The coding region runs from base 297 to 1298 and encodes 333 amino acids. Gene Ontology annotation, molecular function: G protein-coupled receptor activity. Gene Ontology annotation, cellular component: membrane. NCBI's taxonomy places the organism in Eukaryota, Metazoa, Chordata, Actinopteri, Syngnathiformes, Syngnathidae.